AUGUUGCGCCUGUUCCGUUCCAUCAGCAGAGGGCGGAAAAAGAACGACGACUCCCCCCGCGCCGCAUGGUCUCCCUUUACACGCUCGCCCGAGCGGACGCGGGUUGUAGGGCGACGAUUCCCCGCCGACGACUACGACGAUAACCACGACGAUGAGGAUCAAGACGAGUAUUCGCCGCGACACCGCCUCAUUGGCCGCGACGACUACUUUGGCCCGGCCGAUCAGAACGAGGAGGAAUUCGACGAGGAUCAAGAGGAGGAUAUCGCUGAAGACGAGGAUGAAGAUGCAGUCGAUACGCCACUGUUACCCAUCUUCUCGGCGGCGCAUCUUGACAGACUGCCCCUGUACAAUGUCACACAUGCCAUACGCCAGCUGAUUGUUCAGCGAUGCGAGACGACUUUGUCUUGGGAUCAGCUAAGGAGUCCGCAGAUCAGCCAAUUCCUCGUCAAGCCCGUCCAGAGCCAGAUCAGAGCGGAUCAUUUCAAUCGUGCUACACUAUGUGCGUUGAUUGCGAAUUGUUUGCAGUUCCAGAAGGAGGGGCAGAUAAAUCCGGGCAAUGUGGGUGUAUCGAAGACAAGAGCUUUGAUCAGCGAGUUGUUGGCUAUGCGGUUGUUGAGGGAAUUUUCGACACGAGAGUUGAUCGAUUCGUUGUCCUACGACUUCGAUCCGCUACAGGGCAUGACCAAUGGUCCGUCGCCAGGACAGGCGACUCCCGCAGUCAACUCAGACGUACAACUGCGAAGAGCUCAAGGAAGGGUUGCGAGGGUUAGCACAAUCGAGAUUGCCAUUCGGGCAGAGGCCAAACGAUUUCUCGCACAUCCACUUGUGGUCCAACAUCUGGAGGCUAUCUGGGCAGGGAACAUCGUCUUCCAUUCAGAAGCGGACAACCUGCAUCGCAGACAUCGUCGGUCAAAAGACCAGACGACAGGCUACGGCACUCAAGACGCACAUUCGCCCAGCGCUCUUCCUGCAGAUGCUGUUCUCUCGAGAAAGGCCCGCGGGAUGAAACUGACCAAGAAAGCCCCUGAACCAGUCGUGGCUCGGCGAACAGUCACACUCUACAACCCACGAGAUGCAUCACUUUUCAAGCUCAGCCGUCUGCGUGUGCCGCGUUACAGGCAAGUAUUCAGCACCCUCAGCUUCGCGACAAUGCUUGCUCUGUUCGUUGCAGUUCUUGCCGAGCGAAGUCUCGUCAUCACACCAUUGGAGGUCUUGUUCUGGUUCUGGAGUAUUGGAUACAUGUUGGACGAAGUCGUGGGUUUCACCGAGCAAGGCUUUGGGCUUUACAUUCUCAGCUUCUGGAAUGCUUUCGAUCUGGGGAUUCUGUUUCUGUUUGGAGUCUACUACUGCCUACGUUUGUACGGCGUCGUAUUGGCAGAAGAAGGCAAACAUCGAAUCGCAGGAAUUGCAUACGAUGUGCUGGCAGCGACAGCUAUCCUGCUCUUCCCCCGACUUUUCAGCGUCUUGGAUCACUACCGCUACUUCUCGCAGCUCCUCAUUGCGUUCCGAAUGAUGACUGUUGACUUGAUGGCCAUCUUGGUGUUGAUUGUUAUCAGCUGCUCUGGGUUCUGGGUGGCACUUUCUCUAUCCUUCGCUGACACGAGAGAUGCCAAUGGCGUGGCCUACUCACUCUUCCAGAUCUUGAUGGGCUUCACACCAGCGGUUUGGGAUCACUGGAAUGGAUACAACAUCCUUGGCAAGGGCAUCAUGGCCGUCUUCUUGACGAUUUGUCACUUCCUGAUCGUGACGAUCCUCAUCACCGUCUUGACCAACAGCUUCAUGGCCAUUGUCAAAAACGCAGAAGAAGAGCACCAGUUCUUGUUCGCGGUCAACACCAUCUCCAUGGUCAAGUCGGAUGCACUCUUCAGCUAUGUGGCACCUACGAAUAUCGUUGGGUGGAUGCUCAGCCCGAUUCGAUUUCUCAUCCCCCUGCGAACCUACGUCAAGAUCAACCGCACAAUCAUCAAGAUAUCGCACUUCCCGAUCUUGUUCAUAAUCUUUGCAUAUGAACGAGUGGUCAUGGCACGGAGAUCAUAUGCACCUGGCGACCUCAUCGAGAAGACACACAUCCACCAGUCACAGCCUAUAGCUUUCAGCAUCAACAAACCGGUCGACUAUCCCACCGCUCACCGCCUGAGAGAGCCAUCGGUCAUCAGCUUCCGCAAAGACCGAGCACUGGACGAAGUCUUUCGAAGACCCUUCCGAGGCGACACUGUCCGUACAACCACCAAAGAAAUGGACAUUGAUCGAGAAGAUGCGAAUGCAGUGGAUCAGUGGAUGCAAGAAGCCGAUAUGGAAGGCGGUGCCAGUCCACCGAUGGAGCAACCUAGAAGCGUGCUUGAGCGUCUCGAGCAUCGCCGGCCUCGAUUCAAGCGUGCAAGCACUGCCGAUCGCCUGAAGCUGAUGAAGCGAUCGCGGGAUUUCUCGACUGCCACUAGGAGCGUGGCCAGUGAUCCUGAUCUAGUAUCCGCCACUCAAUCAAGACGGCCCUUCAAGAUUGAUGAGGAGACUGAAAUGGAGAUGAGUACUGAGACGUUGCCACAGGAUACUGAAGCAGAUGGAGAUGAUGAGAUUAAUGACGAUUCGGAUGGUGACAACGCGACUCCAGCUCUUGGUGAGAGUGCGAUAUCAAUUCGAGAGCGGACACCUGUGAAUGAAAGCGAGCCUGAGUUCUUCACACCUGCAGGCCCUGCUUCACCUUCACUGCAAUUAUCGCAUGCAGCACGACAGCGUUUGGCAUAUUCUCCAGAGCUGCACCGCAGACCAGGAGCGCCGCAGCAUGCACAGCCAGUCUUGCAUGCACCUCGUAACCACACCCGACAGACUUCGAGUGGCACGAUCCUUUUCGCGCCCCAGCUUGACUACGACUCAACGACUUCCAACCACUUGCGACCUGCAAUACAACCGAAGAAGAACAGUGGAGGAACGACAACCCCAGCUAAUGGCGGACCAAGUGGCACACGCACUCCCGUCAAGAGACCCGCCCCGGCCAAGGCGCGUCCUAUCAUGCCGGCUAGACAGAAGACAGCACCUCACGCGACUGCAGGUGGGUUAACCUUCCUCGACAUGCCUAGGGCGGGCCGAAGGGAUCCGUCAUUCAAUGCCCGCGCUCUCGAUCUGGCCAGCGACCUCGGAGAUAACAAGUUCGGGCCUGCUGGGAUUGAUGCGGGUGGGAUUUCUGGUAUGCCCGCGUCGUUCAGCGAGCAGAUGAUGCGGGAACGAGAAUUGCACCGCAGAGCAGAGGAAGAGCGUCGACGGUCUGAGGAAGAGGAGAAAGGUAUGGUGAAUCGCAUCAUGCUUGCGAGGAUGCAUACAUUGGAGGAGGGAUUCCGGGAAGUUCUGAAAGAGAUCAAAGACCUGAGCCAAAACGCCACCAACUCUUCCCGACGAGACAGCGAAGUCGACUCCGGCGGCGCGGCCAUUCCUCCAUCUGGACGUCCCAAACCGCAAAGACCCAAGAUCGAAACGCAAGACAGCCACGGCGUGAGCGGACCAGGCUGGCAGACUCCCAAAACACCCAUCGGCCGCAUCGGAGGCAACGAAAAGGACCGGUCCCGCCGAAGCCCACGCAAAGUCCAAGUCCCCCAACGCACCAGCCGAAAAGGCAAAGAAAACGAGCGACCAACCAGCAGCGGCGAGCCUUUGAAAGUCGGCUCCAGCGAGGAUGUCUUACCCGAGCAGUAUCAGAUCCAUCAACUCGCGAGAGAAGAGCAUCAUAACCCGGAAGACGCGGCGAAUAACCCCAGUCCGGAUUCCGUGCGGAGUGUGAUUGAGGUCGGGAAGGAAGAUUCUGCGAGACCACCGACUGCGCCGCGGCCGGCGACGGCGAUUCGGGAUGAGGAUGAGGGGGAUGAAUGA
This is a messenger RNA of Zasmidium cellare ATCC 36951, 3858 nucleotides long. RefSeq lists its product as uncharacterized. The transcript has a single exon. The record is from RefSeq and is a predicted model, not a curated record. Lineage: Eukaryota; Fungi; Ascomycota; Dothideomycetes; Mycosphaerellales; Mycosphaerellaceae. The coding region runs from base 1 to 3858 and encodes 1285 amino acids.